Messenger RNA from Austrofundulus limnaeus, 4131 nucleotides. RefSeq names its product lysophosphatidic acid receptor 6. Gene Ontology annotation, cellular component: plasma membrane. NCBI's taxonomy places the organism in Eukaryota, Metazoa, Chordata, Actinopteri, Cyprinodontiformes, Rivulidae. Gene Ontology annotation, biological process: positive regulation of Rho protein signal transduction; phospholipase C-activating G protein-coupled receptor signaling pathway. Bases 1634 to 2701 code for a protein of 355 amino acids. Gene Ontology annotation, molecular function: lysophosphatidic acid receptor activity. The transcript is spliced from 2 exons. The record is from RefSeq and is a predicted model, not a curated record.
UUUCCUUAUUUUGUGCACUCUGAUGACAUUUUAAAAUCAGAUGUUAUGAUCUGUUAUUCAGUACUCAAGCAGACUUUUUACAAAAUACAGUUUUACUUCUUGGAUGGCUACUUUUUACUUUUACUUGAGUAAAAAUAUGUAUAAGUAGUACUACUCCUACUUGAGUACAACUUUUGAGUCAUUGUAAGGACAACAAAAGAUUUGUUUUACCGUACAUAAUUCCAACAAUGUCAUGUCAGACUUUAGUUUUAUUUCUAAUCUAAUAUAAUAAAUUGGUCUGUCUACAGAGAUCCAAGGUUUCACUCAGGUGAGGCUGCUGGGGUUUAUUAGAUAUCAUUUCUGUUUAAGCUAAUGUAAAAUUAUAUAGAGAACAAAGUACCACAAGCUUGAUUUUGUCCAUUGUUGUGUCGUAAACAAAAUUGCAUCGAAUAAAGAUUUUUUUUUUGAUGAAUCCUUCAAGUAACAUUAUAUUAAAAAGAAUGAUCAAAAAGGUGAACAAUUAUAUUUUUUGUAAUACAUCAGUUUUCUUUUUCUCUAAAUCUUUAGCCAACUUUUAAACUCUUAAUUUUUAUCUACAGUACAACACAGUCCAUGACCCAUCAGCGUGAUAGGGACAGGGUUACAGGUGAGGUUUACACACAAAACUUCCCCUACAAAAAACAAAACCUAACUGAUACACCUUAUCUACUGCCUGAUAACACAGCUGUUCCUGAAUUAAUGUUGACACAAUGACACUCCCGUCAGAGAGUUAAGAGGAAAACUUAUAGACAUGCUCGGCUGGUUUUAAGACCAGUUAAACAGAAUUUAAUCAACCGUUUAAAGUGGAUGAAGAUUAACAUGCAAACUGAAGUAAGGAAGACAGAUUUGUAGAAGGAAGAGUUUGUGUAUGCAAGGRCAGUGGGGAAUGGAGGGAGUUUGACGUUGGUGAUUUAUUGCUCUACAGUACAAAAAAUAAAAGUCAGCUGCACGUACCAACAUGUUACUAGUACGUUUUUUAUGUCACGCUUGCUACAACCUGCUGACGCCACUGCUGUGUCAUAAGUACACACUGUAUUUCACAUUUUAACAGUGUUUUGUGACCAUAUCAGAUUUAAAGACUAAAUUAUUCAAGAGUUCUGCCUCCAACAGAUUURUGCUUAAAUAGAAACAACAGUAGCUCUAUUUGCGCUUAAAAAAACAAACAUACUACAUGAGUUAUGACUCUUCAUAAGCAUCAGAGGUAAGACUUCAGCCCCGGUUCAGGCUCCACCCAGYGUUUCAUCAUUAAUCAGAGUUCUGUGUGUGUUUCAAAUGUGCAGGCAGCUGUGAGGUGUCCGAUUUAAAGUAAAGGAGGAACAGCGUAACACACAAUGUGCACCCRGGGCUUCGGCAGGAACACACAGGGGAACAACCAAAGGGGAAGAGAAACUGGAGUGACCACCGAGCUGAGGAGAACUACAUGACACUUCUAUCCAAGAGGGGAAACAUUUYUUCUGUGAAGGACGACUGCAGAAAGCCAAAACCCAAUCGACUGGACUCGGACUUCAGAAGCAAACAGAAGGUAGCCAUGCCUGACCCGAUUGGUUAAACACACCCGCGUGAAGAAUUUUUCAAUGUUUCAUGGAGGCUUCAGACUUUCCAGCCUGAUCUAAAAAUGAACAACAGCACUCAACACAACAGCUGCAACACGAAUGAUGACUUCAAGUACCCUCUAUACAGCGUGGUCUUCAGCCUGGUGUUUGUGGUCGGACUUGUUUUCAAUGCGGUGGCUGUGUAUAUUUUUGGCUGUACGCUGAAGAUUCGGAACGAGACCACCACUUACAUGAUGAACCUCGCYGUCUCAGACUCCCUCUUCGUCCUCAGUCUGCCRUUUCGAAUCGCCUAUUUCAUCCAACGGAACUGGGUUUUCGGAAGCGUGCUCUGCAAGAUUUCCGUGGCGCUSUUCUACACCAACAUGUACGGCAGCAUCCUCUUCCUCAGCUGCAUCAGCGUUGACCGAUUCCUGGCCAUUGUUCACCCGUUCCGGUCCAGCGGCAUUCGGACGAAACGAAAUGCCAAACUGGCCUGCCUUAUGGUGUGGGUGAUGGUUCUCUCUGGAAGUAUACCCACAGGGUUCCUUCUGGACACCACCUCACCAAACAAUACCAACACUUCCACAAAUUACUGCUUUGAAAACUACUCAAAAAAACAGUGGAAGGCUGARCUGUCUAGGGUGGUGGUGUUUAUUGAGACUGUGGGCUUCAUUCUUCCGUUGUUGCUCAAUGUUUUCUGCUCAGUCAUGGUGCUACGGACCCUGAGGAAACCCCAAACCAUCAGCCGUGGGGGGUGCCUCAACAAGACAAAGAUCUUGAGGAUGAUCAUCGUACAUCUGUUCAUCUUCUGCUUUUGCUUCAUUCCAUACAACCUUAAUCUCGUUUUCUAUGCCCUGGUGCGCUCCAACGUCCUGACGGAAUGCUAUGUAGAACAAGUGGUCAGAACUAUCUACCCCAUUGCUCUCUGCAUAGCAGUAACAAACUGCUGCUUUGAUCCCGUCAUUUACUACUUCACUUCAGAAACAAUCCAAAGUUCUAUCAAACGAAAAACUACAGUAUGGUACAACGGAACCAACAAACUAUUUGACAGACUAUACACAGACAGCACACAAAGCAGCCCGAAAACAAAGGAAAAAAGUCUUACGCUGAAGGGCACAAGAGCCCAAAUGUAUGACGAGUCCGAAAUUUGAUCAGAUUUCUCUUGUGUAACUUGACUGGCAAAACUUGACUUGUAUAAAAGACCUGAGCUGGAGGAAGAGUGGCUUUGAAAGUCACUCCAACCUACGAGACACCAGAGACUUUGAACUGGAAAUAAAGACACCGAUCCUUACAAAGUCAAUAAAAGAAUGAAAAUAAGCGUGUUGCAAUGUGAAACCCUCGAUCAAGGAAGCAAUGUACACACCUUGAGAACUCUUCACUUAGUUAAGGAAUGGCAGCAAGUGCUGAUACAAACGUUUAACUUUUGCACAAAUUAUAUUGUGACUUGUUUUAUAAACCUUUAAGGUGUAAUAUAUGAUGAUUUUUUAGUCAAGACAUUUGUGGGCUUCAAAGAGCAACAUAAUGGUGUGACAGAUUUUAUGUCCAUACUGGCAGUGAAAAAAAAGUGWCACUUUUAUUUUUAGAGUUUCAGAAUAAGUGACUUCCUGAAUGGCUAAAUAAAGUGAUUUGAAAAGAUAGAUACAAUUAGUUUCUCUCGCUGAGUGCAACUUAUCUGGACUGAAAAUGCUAACCAUGCAGAUACAAGAACAGUGUUGUUUUUCAUGCAGGUUUCUUUUAAAAUUCACAUUUAAAGGUGUGGUCAUAGGAUAGAAGAACAGCACAAACACUGCCUAGAGACUAACAGUUUGUACAGAAAGCUGAUGUACAGAGAGCUUGAUGUACAGAAAGCUGUACACCAAGUCAGGCUGUCACAUGUGAAAUAGAAAACAGUGGAAUCUGAAUCCAUCAWGUAUUUGUUGUGAAAAAACUGCACUACAAAACAGAGCAUUACUGCAUUCCUGUUCAGAGGCUUGGCCUAAGGGUCCAGACUAACAAGAGCAGACUCAUCACCUUCACUGACGAAGAUACCUCAGCAUGCAAGCAACAACACGCUUCCUGAGAAAAGAACACUUUUACAAAACACAGCGAGGAGCGAGAUGCAGAUGUGACCCAAGUAACAYAAAAUAAUAGUUUACCUAGUGAAAGGCAUUCUCACUGGACUGCAACUGUUGGACAGUGACUCAAAACUGUUGCAGUUUCAAUCAACUCUGAGUAUUUGCUACUAGCAACCACUUUUUGCAUUUUACACAGUGAGGUUAUAAAAUUAAGGAGGUUUUUUUGUGUACACAGUUUGUUCACUGUAAGGUUGUGCACGUUGGCAGCUGCUCACGUGUUUAUGAUUAAACCUACUGGAAAGWGAAGAGAGGCUGACUGGAAUCAGUUUUUAAUAAUUAUUUGCCAUCGAAGUGGUUCUUAGAUUUAGAUGAAGAGAAUCUUCAACAACUAGAUACCAGCAUUCACAGCCUAAUGAGAAAAGCCCUAUUGAAAGUUGUGAGAAAAUAAGCUACUAAUAUCAUACUGUAUCUACAUACAUUAUCUUUGAAAAAUACAAACUACAUUUUGUAUGCAAAAAAAAAAAAAA